UCUCUCUCUCUCUCUCUCUCUCUCUCUCUCUCUCUCUCUCUCUCUCUCUCUCUCUCAGGGUGGACCCUACCCCGUAUGACACUUCUAAGCCAGCAGGGCACACGCGGUUUGUGUGUGUGUCGGACACACACUCCCGUACAGAUGGGAUCCAGAUGCCCUAUGGUGACGUGCUGCUCCACACGGGAGACUUCACUGAGCUGGGCCUGCCCUCUGAGGUCAAGAAGUUCAACGACUGGCUAGGUGGUCUACCCUAUGAGUUUAAGGUGGUGAUAGCAGGGAACCAUGAGCUGACCUUCGAUAAGGACUUUAUGGCCGAGCUGGUCAAGCAGGAUUACUACCGUUUUCCCUCCGUGUCCAAACUGAAGCCCGAGGACUUUGAUGACGUCCAGGACCUCCUCACUAACUGUGUGUACCUCCAGGACUCUGACGUCACCGUCAAAGGCUUCCGGAUAUAUGGGACGCCAUGGUAAGGAGGAAUGGGAUGACUGUUUACAUGA
Molecule: messenger RNA, 497 nt
Organism: Salvelinus fontinalis (brook trout)
Lineage: Eukaryota; Metazoa; Chordata; Actinopteri; Salmoniformes; Salmonidae
Product: metallophosphoesterase MPPED2-like
Exons: 2
Molecular function (GO): hydrolase activity
Source: RefSeq, a predicted model, not a curated record